UGUCUGUCUGUCUUCCACCUUAGAAGUGCGAUUUGUGUUCAAACUGAAAAGAUACUCAUGUUUUUUAACUGUGUACCUAUUGAUAUUUCUAACUUUGAUAACAUGCUUUGGGAAAACUUUUGAAAGACGAAGAUUAAAUAUAAAAGUUUGGCUUUGGAAGUACGAGAAUGGGACAUUUGCGGAGGGCAAUAAAGAUGGAUGAUAUACCGGAUAUACCGGAAGAAGCGAAAUGCAUAGUGGAGACGAAAGAAGGUCCAGUUUGCGGAUACUCAGAACCGACCGAUGAAGGUAUUUGUUAUAGGUUUAAAAGUAUACCUUACGCUAAACCUCCACUAGGCAACUUACGGUUUUUGCCACCAUCUCCAGUUUUACCAUGGACCGAAGUUCUAGACUGCACGAAAGACGCACCCUUGCCUCCCACAUUUUCAAUGAGCCAAAAUCGCGUAACGGGAUCUGAAGACUGUCUAUACAUAGAACUUUCCACACCAAACUUAAAGCCUGAUAAACCCAUAUCAGUAAUGUUCUGGAUCGGAGGUUUUGGCUACAGCUGUAUUAUAGAUAACAUUUUUGAUACAUCGCUAAUAACGGACCAGAAUAUUGUAUUCGUAAGAUGUGGCUACAGAACCGGGGCAUUAGGAUUUCUAUCGAUUACUGACUACGCAGCGCCAGGGAACUGCGGACUUAAAGAUAUAGUCAUGGCUCUGAAAUGGGUGCAAAGGAAUAUAAGCUUCUUCGGCGGCGACCCACACAAUGUCACAAUUUUCGGAAGUUCAUCAGGAGGAGCCGCCGCUAAUUUCAUGAUGUUAUCUCCAAUGGCCACAGGACUGUUCCACAAAACGAUAAUACAAAGCGCAUGUGCAUUAAAUAAUUGGUCUCUGUCUAAGAAUCCAUCAGCAACUGCUAUAGAACUGGCUAAGAAAUUCGGCAUUGAGAAAUCAUCAAAAACAGAAGUCAUUGAAGAGCUUCGACACGUAGCACUGGAUGACCUAUUAACAGGAUUUCAGAACUGUCGAUUUGUUUUAACUGAUGGAACUGAUAAAGAUAUCAUUGACACAGUGUUCAAGCCAUGUAUUGAAGUAGACCUAGAAGGACAAGCCUCAUUCAUCACAAAAAGUCCACUAGCAAUUCUGAAAUCUGGUAGGUUCAAUAAAGUGCCCUGUAUUAUUGGUAGCAAUAACGUAGAAGGAGCACUAUUACAACACGUCGUAAAAGACUUUUAUUCUAAUUUCGAAACGUUUAAUGCAAACGUCAGGCUACUUGUACCAAAGGAAUUAGCGAGAACGGAUAAACUAUCAGAGAAUAUAGGACAUCAGUUGUUAAAGUUUUACUUGGAUGGUGAAACGCAUUUGAGGGAGGAUACGAUGCCACAAUUCUUACAAAUAAUAAGUGAUUAUUAUUUUUCAUAUUAUGUAAAUAAGACUGUAAGACUGCUAUGUGAGACAACGUCAUCGUGUCCGGUGUACUAUUAUAUCAUCAACUACGCUGGGGAGUGGUCAGUGCCGAAGCAGUACAAUUUCUUCAACUCAACCGGCCAUUCAUCUGAACUGCCAUUCUUAUUCCGUAUUAAAAUGCCUGAAUUAUGCAAAGGCAGUCGAGAUUCUAGGGUAACACGGAGAAGAGUUAUCAAAAUGUGGACAAAUUUCGCUAAAUUCGGUAAUCCGACACCUGAUGAGGAUGACCCACUAUUGUCGAUAACUUGGGACCCCGUCGAGAACAAAGAUAGGCUCAAUUACCUCAGUAUAGGAUCGGAAUUAACGAAGGGCAGAAAUCCCUUCCAAGCACGAAUGAAGUUUUGGGAUGAUCUCCAUAAAGAACACGCAUUUCUUAGAGCACUUGUGUAUUUCAACGAUUCUGGAUACUCCAACUAACGUUAUUUUUAAGUUAAGAUAGUUAAGCUUUGUUUCUCGAACAUCUUCGUGGACAGUGAUGUAAACGAAUUUAUUGUUUUUAUUGUGUCUCUUGAAUUGGAUCUUAUAAGAAAUUACGAGUACCUUCUUUGUUAGAAUUAAAUAUCUUGUUAGAGAAAA
This is a messenger RNA of Helicoverpa zea (corn earworm), 2027 nucleotides long. Its product is annotated as juvenile hormone esterase-like. Bases 168 to 1868 code for a protein of 566 amino acids. The transcript is spliced from 4 exons. Lineage: Eukaryota; Metazoa; Arthropoda; Insecta; Lepidoptera; Noctuidae. The record is from RefSeq and is a predicted model, not a curated record.